CAAAACCCUCGGCCCCCACAAACACAGAUUCACGCACUAAACAGUGUAACCAAAACCAGAUCUCCAUUAAUUCCAACAACCCAACUUCCAAAUACACUUUUUAUCCCCAUAUCUUUUAGUGCUCGCUGUCUCACCGUCCCACUCAAAUCCCGUGACUCCAUUUCCAAAUCACUACCUUCCAAAUUCACUCUAAUAUUCUUUCUUGCUAUUUUCUUGAUUUUUGAUUGUGACAGUUUCUUUUACCCAAUUUUUUUCAUUUUAUUUAAUAGGAAUAAAUUCUUUGAAUUAUGAAAAUGAUGCAGCACAGAAAACCUAUAAAACCCACCGCACCGCCCGCAUUGCCCAACCCCACAAACAAUCCCAAACAAUUCCACCAUUUCAAAUUCAUCUUCAUUUCAAUGGCCGCUCUCCUCUCCUUCGGCCUCGUCUCCUUCCUCCUCUUCUUCACCAUCUCCUCCGCCUCCCGCCACCGCCACGUCAAGCCCACCGCCGACACCCCACCUCCCGGCGGCGAUCGCUCCACCAUCAUCCACGAGGCCUGCAAGGCCUCACGUGACCCUCCCACGUGCGAAUCCUCUCUGUCGAAGUCGAACCGGGUUCCCCCGGACGCCGCCGUUGCUCAGGUGAUUCUAUCUGCCUUGUGGGUUUCGUCACAGAAUCUGGAUACGGGUCGGGUCAUGGUCCGUAAAAUCCUGGACGGGUCGGCAGACAACCCGACCCGCUCCGGCGCCGCGAACAAUUGCCUGGAGCUGCUGCGUUACUCGGAGUACAGGACGAAUUUGUCGGUGGGGGACGCGCUGCCACGUGGCCGAAUCAAGGACGCGCGUGCAUGGACGAGCGCGGCCCUGGUGUACCAGUACGACUGCUGGUCGGCGCUCAAGUACGUGAACGACACCUCCCUCGUCGCCGAAACGAUGUCGUUCUUCCACUCCUCCCUCAUCCCUUCCACCAGCGACGCUCUCGGCAUGAUGGUGAACUACGACCUCUUCGGCGACCAAACCGGGUCGUGGGGCCCGCCGAAGACUGAGCGUGACGGGUUCUGGGAAUCCGCCGGGUCGGACUCCCCCGGGUCCGGGUCGGCCGGCGGCGUGCCGCCGGGUCUUAAUGCGGACGUGACCGUCUGCAAUGCAGGCGGCGGCGAUGGUGGUGGGUGCGAUUACGAGACGGUGCAGCAGGCUGUGGAUGCCGCCCCGGAUAAUAAUUCCGGGUCGGGUCAACGGUUCGUGAUAUGGAUCAAGGCUGGGGUUUAUGAGGAAACGGUUCGGGUACCGUUGGAGAAGAAGAAUGUUGUGUUCUUGGGGGAGGGCAUGGGCAAAACGGUAAUUACAGGGUCCAUGAAUGUGGGGCAGCAGGGUGUGUCCACCUACAACUCCGCCACCGUCGGUGUUGUUGGAGAUGGAUUUAUGGCAAGUGGACUCACAAUCAAGAACACAGCGGGCCCCGAUGCUCACCAAGCGGUCGCGUUCCGAUCAGACAGCGACCUCUCCGUAAUAGAAAACUGCGAAUUCAUUGGAAAUCAAGAUACCCUUUACGCCCACAGCUUACGUCAAUAUUACAAGUCGUGCCAUAUCCAAGGCAACGUCGACUUCAUAUUCGGAAACUCAGCUUCCUUCUUCCAAGACUGCCUCAUACUCAUCGCGCCGCGUCAGCUAAAACCAGAAAAGGGAGAGAACAAUGCGGUCACCGCCCAAGGUAGAAUCGACCCGUCGCAGUCGACCGGAUUCGUAUUUCAAAACUGUGUAAUAAAUGGGACUAAUUCUUACAUGGCGUUGUAUUAUAGUAAGCCUAGUGUGCACAAGAAUUUUCUAGGCAGACCUUGGAAGGAAUAUUCGAGGACGGUUUUUAUUGGGUGUUUUUUGGAGGUUAUUGUGAAGGCGGAGGGGUGGAUGCCUUGGAGUGGCGAUUUUGCGUUGAGUACACUUUAUUACGGUGAAUUUGAAAAUGUGGGGCCCGGUUCGAAUACGAGUAAUCGAGUGAGCUGGAGUAGCCAGAUUCCGGUGGAACGUGCUUAUUCGUAUUCGGUUCAGAAUUUCAUACAAGGUGAUCAGUGGAUCCCUACUUCUUCUUGAUUUUUUUGAAGGUCUUGUGCAUAUAUAUAUAUAUAUAUAUAUAUAUAUAUAUAUAUAUUAAUGUAAUCACAAAAUAAUUAAUAGUUUAGUUGUGGAUUAACAUUUAGUAAUGAGUUUCUUGUGAUGGAGGUGGUCCCAGGAAUAUAAUUAUGCAGCUCACGUGUAACUAAGUUCACAAUCACAUGCAUUUGUUAAUAAUACAUGUUCUAAAUCUAAUGAUUAUAAAUGGCUUUAUCAAUUUUAUGUGGAUUGAUUUAUUUUAUUUUGAUUUACA
Erythranthe guttata (spotted monkey flower) is the source of this 2343-nucleotide messenger RNA. NCBI's taxonomy places the organism in Eukaryota, Viridiplantae, Streptophyta, Magnoliopsida, Lamiales, Phrymaceae. The record is from RefSeq and is a predicted model, not a curated record.